Glycine soja is the source of this 2313-nucleotide messenger RNA. RefSeq names its product proline-rich receptor-like protein kinase PERK7. The coding region runs from base 102 to 2009 and encodes 635 amino acids. The transcript has 8 exons. Gene Ontology annotation, biological process: protein phosphorylation. The record is from RefSeq and is a predicted model, not a curated record. Gene Ontology annotation, molecular function: ATP binding; protein kinase activity. NCBI's taxonomy places the organism in Eukaryota, Viridiplantae, Streptophyta, Magnoliopsida, Fabales, Fabaceae.
UGGCACCUAGCAGGGUAAUUAUUUGAGGGAGCGGGGUCAGGCUUAAUUCUCCGGGUCUUUAACUUUAAUAACUUUUGUUGGAGAAGAAUUAAGACAUCUAAAUGGCUUCAAAUUCCGAUAAGGAUUCCCCAACACCACCUUCACCUGAUUCAUCUUCAUCCCAAUCCCCGCCAUCAUCUCCUCCACCAUCCCAAGAUAGUUCAUCGCCCCCACCAUCGUCCCCCCCGCCAUCAUCCCCACCACCAUCAUCUUCGCCUCCUCCGUCCCCGCCACCGCCGUCAUCAAAUGAUCAGAAAUCCCCGCCUCCGCCAUCUGACUCAUCCUCCUCCCCCCCAUCUCCACCACCGCCGCCACCUCCUGAUAAGGAUUCAGGCAGCCACCGGUCGCCACCGCCUCCGCCACAUUCAAGACAUGAGUUUUCUCCUCCUCCGCCUCCGAACCACCGGUUGUCUCCACCCAAGUCGUCAUCAUCAGGUUCCUCGGAUGGAUUGAAAGACAGUGAAAGCCAUUCAUUGAGCAUGCCAGUUAUAAUAGGAAUUGCAGCUGGAGCUGGCAUUUUGCUCCUUCUCCUUCUCGUAGUCGUUUGUGCGUGUUCAAGAAGGAAGAAGAGAUCUCAGCCUUCCGUUAGUUACUACGCUAAUCAACCUUCAGAUGAUGGCUAUUAUAAAAGACCAAGGGGAGGUCAAAAUCAGUAUGGGUACAAUAACAACGGCGAGCACGUUCUGAAUAUUCCUCCACCUCCAGGAGCAGGUUGGGGAGCAGCACCCCAACCUCCCCAGAUGAUUAGUAGUGACAUGAGCAACUCCAGUUUCUCGGGUUCCCACGGUCCCGUUUUGCCACCUCCACACCCUACAGUGGCCCUUGGAUUCAACCAAAGCUCCUUCACUUAUGACGAGCUCUCAGCUGCCACCGGAGGGUUUAGCCAACGCAACUUGCUCGGUCAAGGUGGGUUCGGAUAUGUGCACAAAGGUGUUCUACCCAAUGGUAAGGAAAUUGCAGUGAAGAGCCUCAAGUCCACCGGGGGACAAGGUGACAGAGAAUUCCAAGCUGAGGUUGAUAUUAUUAGCCGUGUCCAUCAUCGCCAUCUUGUGUCACUUGUUGGCUAUUGCAUGUCAGAAAGCAAAAAACUUCUGGUUUAUGAGUUUGUGCCUAAAGGGACCCUUGAAUUCCAUCUUCAUGGAAAGGGCCGACCUGUCAUGGAUUGGAAUACCAGGCUCAAAAUUGCGAUUGGAUCGGCCAAAGGACUUGCUUAUUUACAUGAGGAUUGUCACCCUCGUAUCAUUCACCGAGACAUAAAGGGUGCGAACAUUCUACUUGAGAACAACUUCGAAGCCAAAGUGGCAGAUUUUGGGUUGGCAAAGAUUAGUCAAGACACUAACACUCAUGUUUCUACUCGUGUAAUGGGAACAUUCGGUUAUAUGGCUCCAGAGUAUGCAUCAAGUGGUAAGCUAACUGACAAAUCUGAUGUGUUCUCGUUCGGUAUUAUGCUUUUGGAGCUCAUAACUGGUAGGCGCCCUGUGAACAACACUGGGGAAUAUGAAGAUACUUUGGUCGACUGGGCAAGACCACUUUGUACAAAGGCAAUGGAAAAUGGAACUUUUGAAGGACUAGUGGAUCCACGUUUAGAGGAUAAUUACGACAAGCAGCAAAUGGCUUCUAUGGUGGCUUGUGCUGCUUUUAGCGUUAGGCACUCAGCAAAGAGGCGCCCAAGAAUGAGUCAGAUUGUACGAGUACUGGAGGGUGAUGUGUCACUAGAUGCCCUUAAUCAUGAGGGAGUGAAACCUGGACAAAGUUCAAUGUUCAGCAGCGCGAGCAGGGAGUAUGGUGCGGAGGCAUACGGUGCUGACAUGAUGAGAUUCAGGAAACUAGCAUUAGAUAGUGGCGUGGGAAGCAGUGAGUAUGGUGGAACCAGUGAGUAUGGCCUUAACCCUUCCAUCUCAAGCAGUGAACAAUCAUCUGCUGAAUAUGCCAGGAGGACCACAGGAGGAGGCCGGAUGCACACUCCUUGAGAAAAUUGAAAUUGCAUGCAUGCAUGUGUAUGUGUGAAGAAGAAGAAAUUACUACUAGUAACAGCUGAUCUAGCCACAUGUUUUUAAUCAAGGCCAUGCAUGGUUGUUGCUGCAGAGAAAGAAAUUACCAUUCUUUUAUGACUUUUUGUGAUUAAUUGAUUGUGUAGGUUGUCAACAUUGCACAGUGGAAGGGAUAUCUGUUGUAACUAAAAAUUCCAAUUAGAGGAAGCUCCUGUGUAAGUCUUUCGGGGAUUUCGACUUGCAUUUUGUGUAUAAUAAAAGAUGAAGAAGUUGGAGGUGCAUA